This is a messenger RNA of Phyllopteryx taeniolatus (common seadragon), 2458 nucleotides long. Its product is annotated as E3 ubiquitin-protein ligase NHLRC1-like. Lineage: Eukaryota; Metazoa; Chordata; Actinopteri; Syngnathiformes; Syngnathidae. The transcript has a single exon. Gene Ontology annotation, biological process: proteasome-mediated ubiquitin-dependent protein catabolic process; negative regulation of translation; protein polyubiquitination. Bases 177 to 1364 code for a protein of 395 amino acids. Gene Ontology annotation, molecular function: translation repressor activity; protein binding; ubiquitin protein ligase activity. The record is from RefSeq and is a predicted model, not a curated record.
CCAAACAUCACGUGAUUUGGGCCUACUGCAAACUGCACAGCACAACAACGUUGCAGUGUUCUUCUCAUAUCGCUUGUUUUUCCUUUCACCUCUGCUCGAUUACAAGCACCUUACCCAUUUUUAUGUCUUUCCUGCACCUCGCGUAAAAGGUAAAGAACAAAGGGGUUGUUGCAGCCAUGGCCCACAGCUGCCCAAGGCGUGGCAGCCCGCGGCGACCCGAGGGCACGUUGCGAGAGAUCCAGGUCAACUUGCUGGAGUGUAAAGUUUGCUUCGAGAAGUUCAACCCUCAGCGGGCCGAUCGCAGGCCGCAGAACCUGUCGUGCGGUCACGUCCUGUGCGUGGAAUGCAUCGGGGCCCUGUCCCACCCUCUCCUGAGGAAGCUGGAGUGCCCCUUCUGUCGACAGCUGUGCCCCGUUGACGCCACCUCCCACUGCCAGGCUCUUUGUGACCUGCAGGAGCUGCUCUUGUUCAGUCACGUGGAGAAACAGGAAGUUGGAGAAGAGGCCUCAGGUGUGAGUGGCAAAGCCUUACGCCUCUGUUUGACUUUUGGUGGCUGGGGGACGCUUAUCAACCCGACUGGGUUGGCGGUGAUGCGAUCCUCGGGGACUGUAUUUGUGGUGCAUGAUGGCGAGAAGAGGGUUGUGGUAUUCACUCCUCAGGGGAAGAAGCGGCACGCUUUCGGGCAAAGAGGAAAAGCCAGCGAGGAGCUUUGUCACCCAGUGGAUGUGGCGGUGACCCCCUGCGGGCACGUGGUGGUGACCGACGCGGGAGAUAAAGGCGUCAAGGUGUUCACGUCCAGGGGAAACCACGUCAUCACGGUCAAGGCCGGCUUCUCCCUGCCGUGGGGGGUGGACACGGACAGCGGCGGGAGCAUCCUGGUGUCGGACGUCCAGGCGGGAACGCUGUCCCGCAUUAGAGUGGACUACAAACAUGGCGUCACGCUGGAGGAGGGGGCGGUGGCUUCACACCUGGAGCAUCCGAAAGCGGUGGCGUGCUGCGGGGCGAACGGUCACACGGCCGUGAUGGAGCAUGUGAGCGAGGACGUGCUACGCCCGGCGAGUUACUCCAGAUUGACGGUGUUCACUCCGGACUUCCACGUCCUCUAUCAGACGGACACGUUAAGUCUGAGCCUGAAGGCCUCGGUCAAGAUGAACAUGUCCGCUGUGACAUUUGACACAAACGGACACUUGCUUGUGGUUGACUCCCUUCAGGGGAUGGUUUGGACUUUUGGGAAUGUACAAAGCGUUCCCGUCCUCACUCCUCUUGUGGCGGAGCACCUUAAUCGACCUGUUGGACUGGUGCCACUUAACAACACUCUCAUCGUUGUGGACGGUGGAGACCACACAGUCAAGAUGUAUUCUUGAGAAGACGGCUGCGUAGUUAAAUUGCAAUCUUAGGUUAGUCUUCUAAAAAUAGAUUAAUCGUAGGAUAGAUAGCUAGAAUAUAAAGCUAGAUAGUAGGAUAGCUAGCUAGCUAGAUAUGCCAGCGCAUUGUAGCAGCCUGACUAACCGACAUGCGUAUGUGGUGGCCAUUUUUGGGGAAGUAAAAAUUCUCAUCAAAGCUAAUGCUGGGACAAUGUGCCCGCAUCCUUGAUCUUUUGGCUUUCUUGCCUUGCACGGAAUGCGCUGACAACUCCGCCCCUACUAGCUUAGUGUCGCUGUAGGCGUAGCUACCUCUUCAUAUCUAAGGUUAGCUGGCCGGAUGGAUGGAUAGAUAAUCCACCUCCUACUAUCACCACUAUCAUGUUGCAAUUGUAGAAACUAUCAAUUCAAAACUAUACAAAAUUCACUAUACAACAGCAUGCAAUUGUGCCAUACAGAACAGCCGGAGCAGUUUAAAAUCAAUAGUUAUCUAAUCUUCUUCUUUUCCUUUGGGCUCCAUCUAUCUAGCACACUUCUGGCACCAGUCAACAUAUUUCCAUGUCUAUCCUUAAUCACCCUAACCUGCUGCACACCCUUCCCAUCUCUAUCCCUCUGUCUGGCCAACCUGUAUAGAUCCUUUUCUCCUUCUUUAGUGUCCAACCUGGCAUACAUGUCAUCAUAUGCCUCUUGUUUGGCCUUUGCCACCUCUACCUUUGCCCUGUGUCGCAUCUCAGUGUAUUCCUUUUGCCUCGCCUCGGUCCUGUCAGUGUCCCACUUCUUCUUAGCUAACCUUUUUCCUUGUAUGAUUUGCUGUACUGUGAGGUUUCCCCACCAAGUCUCCUUCUCUCCUUUCCCGCCAGAAGAUACACCAAGUACUCUCCUGCCUGCCUGACAAAAAAAAAAUAAAUGCUGAUUAUUAAAUGUAUUGAUUUGUGAGGAGACUAUCGAUUUGUUUUCCCAGUUGAAGUUGGCUGUAACAGGUUUUGCUGGAUGGAAAAUUAUUAUUAUUAUUAUUAUUAUAUUAUUAUUAUUUUUUAUUUUAUUAUAUUAUUAUUAUUUUUUAUUUUUAACAAUUAAUAUGAUGUUUAAUGUUGAAG